GCUUUCGCUUUCCGAAAUCAGCAUGCUACAGCAUCCCCGAGCGACGUGACGCGACCAGCACUAGCGAAGUCCAGAUCAGAAAGGUGGUGCGGCGCGCGCAGCGUAAUACCCCGCCCCACCUCCGCCGUCGCUCGCCGUUCGACCAAGCGGCCGCAGUCCAGGCCAACCUAGCAAGGCGGCGGCGGCGAGGGCAGCAGCAGCACCGCGCGACUACGCGCUCGUCCGCUCCACCGCGCCGCCUCACCCCGCGGAAGCCAUGGCCGCGCCGCCAGCGAUCCCACGCCGGGGCCUCUUCAUCGGCGGCGGGUGGCGGGAGCCGUCCCUCGGCCGCCGCCUCCCCGUCGUCAACCCGGCCACCGAGGCCACCAUCGGCGACAUCCCCGCGGCCACGGCGGAGGACGUCGAGCUCGCGGUCGCGGCGGCGCGGGACGCGUUCUCGCGCGACGGCGGGAGGCACUGGUCGCGCGCCCCUGGGGGCGUGCGGGCCAAGUUCCUCAGGGUAAUCGCCGGAAAGAUUAAAGAUAGGAAAUCCGAUCUGGCCUUAUUGGAGACACUUGACUCCGGGAAGCCUCUAGAUGAAGCAAGUGGGGACAUGGAGGAUGUCGCUGCAUGCUUUGAAUAUUAUGCUGAUCUGGCAGAAGCUUUAGAUGGGAAACAACAUUCACCAAUCUCCCUACCUAUGGAAAAUUUCAAGUCCUAUGUACUCAAAGAACCCAUUGGGGUUGUUGGACUGAUCACUCCUUGGAACUAUCCUCUGUUGAUGGCUACUUGGAAGGUCGCACCUGCCUUGGCUGCUGGGUGUACAGCUGUGUUAAAGCCAUCGGAGUUGGCUUCUGUGACUUGCUUAGAGCUUGGUGCAAUAUGUAUAGAAAUAGGCCUACCUCCAGGUGUGUUGAACAUAAUUACUGGUCUGGGCCCUGAAGCUGGCGGUCCAUUAGCUUCACAUCCCCAUGUAGAUAAGAUUGCUUUUACCGGAAGUACAGAGACUGGCAAGAGGAUAAUGAUUGCUGCUGCUCAAAUAGUUAAGCCUGUUUCAUUAGAGCUCGGAGGUAAAAGUCCUCUAAUCAUCUUUGAUGACGUUGUUGACAUUGACAAAGCUGUUGAAUGGGCCAUGUAUGGGAUUUUUGUGAAUGCUGGUCAAGUCUGCAGUGCUACUUCUCGUCUACUUCUGCAUGAGAAAAUUUCAAAGCAAUUCUUGGAUAGAUUGGUUGCAUGGGCAAAGAAUAUCAAAGUUUCAGAUCCCCUGGAGGAAGGCUGCAGACUGGGGUCGGUUGUUAGUGAAGGGCAGUAUGAAAAGACAAACAAGUUCAUCUCAACUGCAAGAAGUGAAGGUGCCACAAUUUUGUAUGGAGGUGCCCGACCACAGAUGAAUUGGCAGCACCUCAGAAGAGGGUUCUUUAUUGAACCUACGAUUAUAACAGAUGUUAGUACGUCAAUGCAAAUUUGGCGAGAGGAAGUCUUUGGACCAGUCAUUUGUGUCAAAGAAUUCAGGACAGAGAGUGAAGCUGUGGAGCUUGCAAAUGAUACUCACUAUGGUUUAGCUGGUGGCGUGAUUUCUAAUGAUCCAGAAAGGUGCGAGCGCAUUUCAAAGGCUAUUCAUUCAGGUAUUGUUUGGAUAAAUUGCUCGCAACCAUGCUUCGUUCAAGCUCCAUGGGGAGGGAACAAGCGGAGCGGGUUUGGUCGGGAGCUCGGAGAAUGGGGCCUUGAUAACUACUUGACCGUGAAGCAAAUCACCAAGUAUUGCUCAGAUGAACCGUGGGGAUGGUAUCAGCCUCCAUCCAAGCUGUAAAGUGCUCCUGCUCCUGCUCCUGCAUCCGUCUUCAACAUUCACCGAAGACGGUCGGUAUCAAUCCUGCGCUGUCCAUGGGCAGAAGAUUCUGUGAAGUGCUCCUGCAAUAAAAGCCCUCGAUGGCAAAGCUGCUUGUGAUAUUAAAUCAUCGAGUUUGCACUCUUA
This is a messenger RNA of Phragmites australis (common reed), 1954 nucleotides long. Its product is annotated as aminoaldehyde dehydrogenase 2. The transcript has 15 exons. Bases 257 to 1789 code for a protein of 510 amino acids. Gene Ontology annotation, molecular function: oxidoreductase activity, acting on the aldehyde or oxo group of donors, NAD or NADP as acceptor. The record is from RefSeq and is a predicted model, not a curated record. NCBI's taxonomy places the organism in Eukaryota, Viridiplantae, Streptophyta, Magnoliopsida, Poales, Poaceae.